Molecule: messenger RNA, 1053 nt
Organism: Trypanosoma grayi
Lineage: Eukaryota; Euglenozoa; Kinetoplastea; Trypanosomatida; Trypanosomatidae
Product: UDP-galactose transporter
Exons: 1
Coding region: 1-1053 (350 amino acids)
Biological process (GO): pyrimidine nucleotide-sugar transmembrane transport
Cellular component (GO): Golgi membrane
Molecular function (GO): UDP-galactose transmembrane transporter activity
Source: RefSeq, a predicted model, not a curated record
AUGUCUCCAGCGUGGUUGGCCUCACCAGUGGCUCUUAGUCUAAUUUUUCUGGUGUUGCAGAACAGCAUAUUGGUUGUUUUAACGCGCUACUCACGUGUCAAUGUACCCCCGGAAAUGCGCUAUCACACCUCUACGCUCGUGCUCAAUCAGGAGGUCGUCAAGAUGGUGCUUUGCAUCAUCAUAUUUGCAGUUGAGAACCGGCUCGCUCUCAGGGCUCCACUUCUUGAAAUCCGGGAUACUUCUGCCGUUUCCCCCAGCGUGUCGACACUUCUCUGGCGUGUUGUUUUCCACAAGGAGACCCUAAAGAUUUCUGUUCCUGCCGCAUUGUUUACUUUGCAGAACUAUCUUAUUUUCGUCGGUCUCGCAAAUCUAGAUGCAACAACAUUUCAGGUGUGGUCGCAGACAAAGCUGCUCUCUGCAGCCGUUCUGUCUGUUCUAAUGCUUGGGCGGCGUCUCUCAAUGAUGCAGUGGGUUUCACUGUUCGUGCUAACGCUGGGAGUCCUCCUCACGCAGCAACAGGACUUGAAGAAAACAGAAACGAUACCGACGUCUGAAGAGCAUAAUUCACAACGCCCUCUGCUUGGAAUUGCCGCCUGUGUGCUCUCGGGAAUCUCCUCAAGUUAUGCCGGUGUGUACUUUGAAAAGGUUGUUAAAACGACGGCUCCGUCGCUGGCAGUGCGGAAUAUCCAUUUAUCGUUAUUUGGCAUCCCUUUUGCUGCGAUCUCCAUGUUCUUUCUUGAUAUAUUACCGACGUGGCGUAACCCUGCAGAACAAGAACAGACAUUCGAGUACUGGCGUGGCUACGAUCAGUGGCUUACUCUCUGUCUCGUUUUCAUACACGCCCUUGGUGGUUUGCUUGUUGCAAUUGCUGUGAAGUAUGCCGACAACAUUGUCAAGGGUUUCGCUACAGGCGUCGCAGUGGUUGUGAGCGGCGUGAUGUCGUUUUCCAUUUGGGGAGUUGUUCCCUCCAUGGCGUUUUUGUGGGGAUGCGCCCUCAUUACGUUGGCCACCGUAGUCUACCACAAAUACGACAUUCGCGUGCAGUCGCGGUAA